AUGUCCAUGACCGUAGCCGAAUGCACGCAAACCCGGGACGGCUUCCCGCGGCCGUUCCCCAAUACCCCGGCCAAUGUCCUGGAGCAGUUCAAGUUGAACGGCAAGGUUGUGGUUGUUACGGGCGCGGCGGAUGGUAUUGGACUCGCUGUUUCUGAGGCUAUGGCUGAGGCUGGGGCUAAUGUUGCUUUGUGGUAUAAUUCAAAUGAUGCCGCUAUUAAGAGGGGUGAGGAGUUGGCGAGGGAUCAUGGUGUUAAAACUGUUGCUUAUAAGGUUGAUAUAUCGAACCCCGAGGAGGUCCAGAAGGCUGUAGCGGAUGUUGUGAGGGACUUUGAGAAGAUUGAUGUCUUCGUUGCUAAUGCCGGUAUGGCUAUUUCCAAACCAAUCCUGGAACAAACACUGGAUGAAUACAGGAAGCAGAUGUCUGUCAACGUGGACGGUGUAGUCUCCUGCGCAAAGUACGCAGGCGAAGUAUUCCAACGUCAAGGCUCAGGGAACUUGAUCAUCACGUCAAGUAUGAGCGCACAUAUUGUGAACGUGCCAACGGAUCAACCCGUCUACAAUGGAUCCAAGGCCUUUGUCACCCAAUUUGGUAAAUCCCUUGCUCGCGAAUGGCGAGACUUUGCCCGUGUGAACAUUGUCUCGCCGGGUUUCUUUGAUACGAAAAUGGGUGCAAGUCCGCUUGCUGUAAAUGAGGCAUACCGAAUGGCUGUGCUUGGAAGGCAGGGCCACGUGAAGGAAAUCAAGGGUCUCUAUCUAUAUCUGGCUAGUGAUGCGUCGACGUAUAUGACUGGAAGUGAUGUGUUGAUUGAUGGUGGGUAUGUGCUUCCCUGA
Messenger RNA from Aspergillus pseudotamarii, 831 nucleotides. RefSeq lists its product as uncharacterized. The record is from RefSeq and is a predicted model, not a curated record. Lineage: Eukaryota; Fungi; Ascomycota; Eurotiomycetes; Eurotiales; Aspergillaceae. Gene Ontology annotation, molecular function: oxidoreductase activity, acting on NAD(P)H, oxygen as acceptor. The transcript has 5 exons. The coding region runs from base 1 to 831 and encodes 276 amino acids. Gene Ontology annotation, cellular component: intracellular anatomical structure.